AUGAGUGGAUUCCAUUUAAGAAGACGAAAUAUCCACCAACUGGACUGCGGAACACACGGCAGCCGUCAUGGUCUAUUCUCUUGUGUGUGCAAUCCAGGCAAAACAGAUCGCCACCAAUUCUUCGACACAACAAUUUCGACUAAUUGGACAUACGAGGACUACCAUACGUGGUUUGAUUCUCUUAAGGUUAAUUAA
Messenger RNA from Trichomonas vaginalis G3, 195 nucleotides. RefSeq lists its product as uncharacterized. The record is from RefSeq and is a predicted model, not a curated record. Bases 1 to 195 code for a protein of 64 amino acids. The transcript has a single exon. NCBI's taxonomy places the organism in Eukaryota, Parabasalia, Trichomonadida, Trichomonadidae.